Molecule: messenger RNA, 258 nt
Organism: Racocetra persica
Lineage: Eukaryota; Fungi; Glomeromycota; Glomeromycetes; Diversisporales; Gigasporaceae
Source: the annotation of a GenBank genome assembly
AUGAAAUCAAAUAAAGAAAACACCAACGAUUCUGGUUCGUCUACUAUCUUGAAUCGUGGUCAGAAACGAAAAGCAGUUACUACUAAGGAGGCUGCGAAAUCAAAAAUCCCAAAAUACCUUUACCACGGUUUUAUUGUCACAUAUAUCAAAGAACGCAAUAAUUAUUCUUACAAUGAAUUUCUACUUCAUAACCGUGACAAUAUUAUCGCUUCUAUAUCACCAACAAAUAAAUGGCGUUACUGUACAUUGGGUCCAACG